GAAACAAACAGACAAAUGCAGGGAGGCAAAAAAGAGUUAAUCCAUUUAAUUAUCCAAAAUCAACAUAUAUUCAGUAUUGAGCAGCCACACUCACUUCCAAUAUUUUCAACAUCCAUCAACAGCGAAAAAAUGCAAGCAGCUGCUGUGUCAACAAUGGCAGCUUACACGACUCUUACAGCUUCUCCAUCAUCAUCUCACCUUCCACUUUUCAAAUUCCAAUCCGCAUCAUCAUCUUCCUUCCAUGGCGCUUCUCUCAAACUCCCCCGUCAAACUCAAUCCCUAACUUUAUCCGUCGCUAAAAAACCACUUGCUGUUUUUGCCGUCACUAAAAAAGCUGUUGCUGUACUAAAAGGAAACUCUGAGGUUGAAGGCGUUGUCACCUUGUCUCAAGAUGACGAUGGUCCCACGACAGUGAAUGUCCGAAUCACCGGUCUUACACCAGGACUACAUGGCUUCCACCUUCAUGAGUACGGUGACACGACAAAUGGAUGCAUAUCGACAGGACCACAUUUCAAUCCUAAUGGCUUGACACAUGGUGCUCCUGAAGAUGAAAUCCGUCAUGCGGGCGACCUGGGAAACAUUACAGCUAAUGCUGAUGGGGUGGCAGAAGCUACUAUUGUGGACAGCCAGAUUCCAUUGAGCGGGCCUAGUGCUGUAGUUGGAAGAGCAUUUGUUGUGCACGAGCUUGAGGAUGACCUUGGAAAAGGGGGUCACGAACUUAGUUUGACCACUGGCAAUGCAGGUGGAAGAUUGGCAUGUGUUGCCGCAGUUCCCAAAAAACGCACAUCUAUAUCAAAAAAGCGUAUUCGUAAAAAUUGUUGGAAAAGGAAGGGAUAUUGGGCAGCAUUGAAAGCCUUUUCAUUAGCGAAAUCACUUUAUAGUGGUAAAUCAAAAAGUUUUAUGAGUGGCAGUAGAAAAGAAGAGUAGAUGCAUAAGCAUGCUUUGAAGUUUGAAUUGAUGAAGUUUCUUGAGGUUUGGGAUUUUGGAAACGGGAACAUGGUGAUUUACACAUUUGGUGUCUUGAUAGAAAAAAGGAUUUAGGAAUUGGAUAUUUUAAAAUAUGUAUAACAGAGGGAGAAAUCUAUCCGGGAUUUUUUUAAACUGAUGAACAGCUAAUCAUGCUCCGUGUUGCUUCAAUUACUGUAUUUUGUCUGAUCUUAUAAGAUGAGUAUCUUGAACCAACUGAAUGUUUUAAUAUUACUGAUUUUGCUUUAACUUUAUAAGAUUGUAGAUGCUCUUUAUUUGUUCACUAGUUUAAGUGAUUGUGUGAAUGAUAGUUUGACUUUGGCAAAUGUCUAAAUUUAAAUCAUCAUUUGUAAAUGUUGCCUUCAUAACACUUUUUUUAUUAACUUCAAUGAGCAAUGUCUGUCUGUCUCUUGGGACGUGUAGACUCGAAAACUGGAGGCAAAAUAUGAUCUUAAGUACAUCGGCUAUAUGCAACAGUUUCUUCUUUUAUUACACUUUUAUUUUAGUUUUAUGAAAUGUAAUUGAUAUUUGUCACUAGAAUAUAUGAAAAUAAUGAUGAGUUGAGGAGAAAACAUUUUGUACAUAGGUUGUGCUGAAAUAGUUUUGUUUUGAAUCAGAUUAUAAACAUGAGGUAAAUAAAGAGAUCAAUAAAGAAAUAUCUUUCACUGUGUUAUUUUACUGUCAUCUAUGAUCAAAAUGGUUCUUGUGCUGCUAUGCAUAUAUUAUAUUGGCAAACCAAACUAUGCAUAUCACAAUACUGUUAUUGACUGUGAAUUGAUGCCUUCGAAUUUUAGACAAACAUCAAGUUGUUUCGGCAAGAAUGUCUGUUAGUGUUGUUAGUUGUUACCAGUUGUGCUGUAUGCAAAAGGUUUUUGCAUGAAGCUUAAAUUACAGUCUAUAUUCCUCCGAAAUGAUGUUUUUUUUGUGUGUGUUUGCGUGGAGUAUCUUACUUCGUCUUGAAUGACCAUUAUUUAGUCCAUAACUAAAUUUUACUCGACUCAUUGACGAGGUUCUUUUUGACUAAAACCAUGCUGGAAAAUUCUCCCCUCCUGUUUUAAUUAUUCAUUUCAAUUUCUAGUGGAAUUUCGACUCAUGAUAUUGAAGUGAUUUACUCUUGAUGUUGACUUAAAAUUAGACUAGUGUGCUAGUAAAUAGAGAGUGAUGUAGGAAAGCAUGUGUUCUAGUUAGAUUAGGACUAUAACCUAUCUUGCACUUGCACAGAAAUGGAUAUGUUGAUAAGGGAAACCCUGAAACAGAAAUCAGCGAAACCAUACUAAUUACAAGAAUAGGUUAUAAGUAUAAAGUUCAGAAGGAAUCUGAACUGAAAAAUAAAAUGCCAAAACACAGAGCUCGAUAAGUGUCUGUACAUUAUAAGCUAUAGUAUUAGCUAGGUUUAGACUGAAGUUGCAAUAAUUACCAAAAGUGCAUGUUUUGUUGGCUUAUUGAGUAAAAAUCAUUGAUUUAGCACAUACUCUUGUUGUCGGAGUUCCAUCAGCAGUUUAUGUAGUUAUAUAUGCAAGCUGUACAAUAAUUUGAGCUACAUUGUCAUCUGGAAUUUUUAGUCUGCACUUUGCUUUUUUGCAUAGUAACAUGGUCUGUCUAUUAACUUCAA
This is a messenger RNA of Mercurialis annua (annual mercury), 2578 nucleotides long. RefSeq names its product superoxide dismutase [Cu-Zn], chloroplastic. Gene Ontology annotation, molecular function: superoxide dismutase activity; structural constituent of ribosome; copper ion binding. The transcript is spliced from 8 exons. NCBI's taxonomy places the organism in Eukaryota, Viridiplantae, Streptophyta, Magnoliopsida, Malpighiales, Euphorbiaceae. The coding region runs from base 16 to 927 and encodes 303 amino acids. Gene Ontology annotation, cellular component: large ribosomal subunit. The record is from RefSeq and is a predicted model, not a curated record. Gene Ontology annotation, biological process: translation; removal of superoxide radicals.